Messenger RNA from Clarias gariepinus (North African catfish), 7234 nucleotides. It is a transcript of the gene zbtb34, whose product is annotated as zinc finger and BTB domain containing 34. Gene Ontology annotation, biological process: regulation of transcription by RNA polymerase II. The transcript has 2 exons. The record is from RefSeq and is a predicted model, not a curated record. Gene Ontology annotation, molecular function: DNA-binding transcription factor activity, RNA polymerase II-specific; protein binding; RNA polymerase II cis-regulatory region sequence-specific DNA binding. NCBI's taxonomy places the organism in Eukaryota, Metazoa, Chordata, Actinopteri, Siluriformes, Clariidae. Bases 170 to 1684 code for a protein of 504 amino acids.
GUUGAAGAGGGAGAUUGGGUAGUGACAGUAACAGCAGCAGCUGUUUAAGGAGGUGGUGGAGGAGGAGGAGCAGGAGGCUAGACUGGAGCUAAAGCGAGUCGCUCCGGGGGAAUGGACUGCAUUUAAGCCGGAACGGUUUCCUGCAAACCUCAUAAGACGUCAGUGAGUCAUGGAGGACGACGGUGGCUUCAUAGAGUUUGACGUUCCAGAGUUCAGCAACACUGUCCUUAAGCAGCUCAAUGAGCUGCGGCUCCAGGGUAAGCUCUGUGAUAUUAUCGUGCACAUCCAGGGCCGACCAUUCCAGGCACACAAAGCUGUGCUGGCUGCCAGUUCACCAUACUUCCGUGACCACUCGUCUCUAGGCAGCAUGACUGGGCUCUCCAUCUCCGUCAUCAAGGACCCUGCAGUGUUUGAGCAGCUAUUAACCUUUUGCUACACGGGACAUAUGGAGCUAAAUCUGCGAGAUGUUGUUAGCUUCCUCACAGCAGCCAGCUUCCUGCAAAUGCAGGCUGUCAUCGACAAGUGUACACAGAUCCUGGAGGGCCUCCACUCAAAAAUCAGUCUGCCUGUUGUUACGGGUCGAGCAGAAGCUGACGAAGAGCUCAAUUCUAGAACAGGGCACAAUGGUGCAAAGGAGGUGGGUAUUUUUUUAAAUCCUACCCAGAUCUCCCCACCCUAUUACCCUAAGAAAAGCCAUCGUGAGGCAAGUGGAGGUGGAAAAGGGCUUGCGCACACAGAGGAAGGGCAAUCAGAUAGAGGAAGCGAUUGCGCUUCAGAGCAGGAGGCAUCAAUGGAAGCAGAGCCUGAUCAAGUGGACUUGAUUGAGAAGAAUAGACAAGUUGCUGAUAUUCACAUCAAGCUGGAAAAAACAACACGGCCCAGCUACUCAGACAGCUCAUCAGCUGGUGAUGAUAGCUACCACACAGAAUUGGUGGAUGGUGAGCAAGUUUUAGCAGUGACUGUAGGACCUUAUGGACCAUUGCCUCCUUCUGCUCAGUACACCUACUCGGCAAUCCCUUCACCCUGCUUUGUUGGCAUCAGUCCAUCUAGUCCCUCUCAGUCUAUUCUUGGUGGAUUUCGAGGUGGCCGCACCAGACCUAAGCGGAAUAUGCCAGUCCCGGCUGAUGUACUUUCUCAGCUUAAGCCAGGCACAGAGGAUGGAGAGGGAGUAGCGUCAGGAGUUGUUUUUGAGAACGAUGUGAGGGAACGAGGUCUCCGUGGCCACUGGUAUCCUUUCAACGAGCGCCUUGUGUGUGUGUAUUGUGGAAAGUCAUUUAACCAGAAAGGCAGCCUGGACCGCCACAUGCGUUUGCACAUGGGCAUUACUCCAUUCGUCUGCAAGUACUGUGGCAAGAAGUAUACACGCAAAGACCAACUAGAGUAUCACAUCCGUGGGCACACGGACAACAAACCCUUCCACUGCCAGAUCUGCGGCAAGUGUUUCCCUUUUCAGGGAACCCUCAACCAGCACUUGCGUAAAAAGCACAUGGGUUCCGGUGUCGAAAUGACCAACCAUACAGGUCCACAAGGAGAAGCAGCUGAUGGCCAGCGAGGGACACCGGUAGAAGCUUCUGAGAAUGUCUACAAUGAUACGUAUAAUGAUGAUGGGUCUGCGAAAACCGAGGGUGAGGAGAGUGUAAAGGGCAGUGUCGAAGAACCCCCUGGGUCCAGAUGUGAUUAUUAGGUUAUUGAGUUUGUAGCAGGUUUCAUUCUGUGUUGUGCAGCCUUUAAACAUUUAAACUUAACUGUUUUAAGAGAAGUGGAUAUUGAACCUGCCUUGCACAUUUUCUACAUGUGCAUCUGGUUUAAGAAGAGAUAACAUUCUUAAUACUCAAAUUUUUCAAAGGUGAGGGGAACUGUAUUCAGGGAGAAGGAUUGAGUGGGACAUCUCAAUAAUUAAGGCCUUCAAAGAGUUUUUUUUUUUAAAUAUAUAUAUAUAGAUAUAGAUAAAUAUUUCCAUGUUUUUAAGCAUAGAGUAAUAUAGGCAUGUUGCAAUAAUGAAUAAUGUGAAAGCUCAGUUAAGAUGCUCGUCAUAUCAUGCUUUUACCUGACCUGUUUUUGCACAUUUGGCCUCAAGUAGGCUGAUAACUCACACGGAUCGGUUUUACCUACCAGUGCAAAAGCUCUGUGACACAUCUGUUCAAUACCUCAUCACACAAUGUAACAUACUCACAAUAAGACAGUAUUGUCAAACAUUAUUCUGCUCCAACCUGGUUCUACCUCAGUCCAGAACCUAGGAAGUCAAGAAACGUUUUUAGAAGGUUUCAGUUGCUUUACGUAGCUUUCUUGGCACAAUGCAUUUUCACUACACAAAGCCUUGGUACUACAGUGAACUGUUUGUUUGAGACUGUGCAAAUCCAGACUCUGGAUGUGUUAAAAAAUAUUGUAUGUUUUAGAGAAAGGUGCUUUUUAUGGAUGGAGAAUUAAAUACCAGACAUGAUAAAUAAUAGUAUAGUUGAUUACAUUUUUGGUCUACUUAAGCAAGGAAUCAUCAAACCUAACUGAUGAAUAAUACAAGAAAACCUAUACCUGUAACCUAAAACCUGUACACUUUUAUAGAUUUUAGUACAAGAAAGUCAGUAUAUUUUAGAAACAUUAUCAGAAGAACUGGUGUUGAUUUUUUUUUUUUUUUUUUUUUUUUUUUCUAUUGCAAUAUUAAUUUGCUGGUUGAUACUCCUUGUGCUGGGCCAUCUUUUACAAUCUCAGAACUGAAAAUCAUGCCAAAAGUCCUCAACACUAAACAAGCAUAAAAUGCUUUUUAGAUUAGUGUAAGAUGAGUGUCAGUACAUUUAUUUGUUUUGAAGCCAAUAGAUUGUGUGUAGAUUUACACAGUUUUUAUGAUCCCCAAUGGCCAUUUGGGGGAUAAAUGACUUGUUGCCUUUAAAGCUUUCUUUAAAUAGAUUUAUUCAACAUGGUUGUAUCAAUUUGAAUUAUGUUCAUAAAGUCUAAACUCAUUUCUUUAAAGAAAUUUACAUAAACCUUAAAAUUGAUUGGAAUGUUGGUUAAGCACACGUUCCAAAAUUGGCACUUAUUUAAAAGAUUUAACAAAAGAAAUUGGGUAUUCUGCUUCCAUUGUCAAAGUGGCUAAGUCUACCAAAUUAUGGCCAAGAUAAUAUAUUAGUCAAGCGGGUCUGUUCUUGUUUGUUUAAAUUCAAUAAACCUCAAUAAAUUGUUUCAACAAACAUAUAAGCACUUAAGAAAAUAAUUGUUAUACCUUUACUCAUAGUCUUUACUUUUUAUGUUUAUAAUUGCAAUUUUUAGCCUUAAGAGUAUAGCUUGAGCUUAUAUAAUAAUUUAUACACCCCUACUCUAGGGCAAAAUUGUUCAGAUUUCUUUUGGCCAAAAGAAGUGUCAACAGUUUUAAAGUGUCUGCUCAGAUUGGAUUAUUUUUAGAAUAAUCCAAGGUUUAUAGCCGUGAAAAGUGUUCUUUGAAACUUAUUUAAAAAUCUACAAAUUCAUCUUUAAAUUAUGAUUAAAAACAAAAAUCUACAGAUCAAUCAUUAGAUCAAGACUUGGAUAACCGAUGUAUGCUAGCUUUGAAGGCACUUAAGUAUUCAUCCCCAUGAAUGAUGAUAAAAUGUUUAUGUAGAGCAAGUUUAGUGUACUCUGCGCAGGUGUAGGGUGUUCUCCCUUCACUGGCCAACAUUUAAAAAUACCACCAUGUUCUCAUAUAAUAGUUUUUUUUUUUCUAAUAUGUAAAAUGUGCAGACACGCUUCCAUUAUAAGAAAGGUGAACUUGUGACAAUCGUUGGGAAUUUUUAUUAAUCAGUGUUUUGGAAAACAGUGACUUAUAAUGAAUGCUUUAUUUCUACUUUUCAGAAAUUCUUAUUAAUAAUUCUGUCACUGUAAAAUUUACAGUCUGCUCUGAGAAACACUGAGCAGCACCGCCAUGGCUGCAUAAUAGAAAUCACAUUAUCCCAUUUGCUACUGAAGCCCCCACCCCCCAUUUUUUUGGAAUAUUAUAGCACUUAAUUUGAUGUAAUAUGUAGGGAGCCUGUGUCUGUAACAUUGCAAAAUUGUUUUUCAUUUUUUUUACCUGACAUGCUUUUACAGCUAAUAUUCUUCCCUAGACCAAAGCAGAUGGUUUUAUGGUUGGUUUACUAAUGGUGCUUUUUUUUUUCAUUAUUUUUUAAACACCGCUAGUUUAUUUUAAUCAGUUUGUCAUUGUAUUUGUGUGACGUGACUUAUAUUGUAAGUACUGUCAAGGAAACUGUCAAACCCUUUGUCUUAAAAGAUUUCUAAGGUUUAGAUUUUUAGUAGCAGUGCUUCAUAGAAUCCUGAGGAGGUUCUGUUCUCCUAGCUUUUUCCUAACAUUGUUUUGUUUGGCUUUUUUUUUUAUUUUUACGUUUUUCUUUCUUUGUUGUUAGUUAAUAUCUUUGCUUAGAUUAGCAGUAUGCAGUCAGCAGUGGUUCUCUUAUGGUCCCUUUCAUUUUGGGAAUAAAGAGUGGCUGACUUUCUGCACAUCAACAGAUGAGUUUUAGCCAGUUAUGUAACUACACAUGUACAUGUGCCUAGUGCCCACAGCCAUUGCCUACUGUUUGUGGAUAUUUAACAGGUACUUGUAGAAAAGAGCUGAGAUUGUCUGCCUAAUUGUUAUUGCAAUUUUGGCCACUAACCAAAGAGCAACCAAAAAACUAUGUAGUGAUAGUUAUACAUGCUGCACAGUUUUGUGUUGAGAGCAAACCCCACUUACACAACUAAAGAGAAUCAUGAAUUUACUUUCAGGCAAACACUCAAGGUCAUGACAGAAGGGGGAUCAGUGCUUAAGGUUUUUUUUUUUUUUUUGUUAUGGUUUGGUUUGUUUGUUUGUUUUUCUUUUCCUCAAACCAUGUUUGAACAAAAGAGAGAGUCUGUUUUAUUGUAGUUAAGGUAAAUGUAAUUUUAAGCCAUAAAAUGUAAUAACAGUGGUGGAAUGACUGGAUGUUUUCAUUUCAUAACUCAGUUCUUACUGAAUAAUCUGUAUUAGGAUUGAAUUUGUGCCUUGCCACAAGAAAUGCUAAUUUACCUUAUGUACCCGUUUUUUCUAAAGUCAUUUACAGGACAGGUGUGUGCACGAAUCAGUUCAUUUUGGUCCAUGUGUAUUUUUCAAGCUAUUGACACGUUUGCUUAUUAAUACCACUUGUCAGGGUUUUCGCUUUUAAAAAUGCAUAUAAUCUUUUACGUUUCUUUUAUGUGUGUUAUGAUAUUUGUUAAGGUUUUAUGGAGUUAAGAAGUUCAAUGCAGUAGCAGAGAUGUUGCAUUAAUAAAUAUGCAGUUUUUGACCGGAAGAGAUUGUAGCAGGUCAUAAAGGGACAAUCAGAUGGCUUCAUCCACUAGAAGCUACCUCUUGACAUAAGUAAAUUAUACCUUGAGCUAUUGAAUUUGACAUUUAAUUAGAUCUUGCUCGAAUAAAUCUUUUCAUUUUGUCAGCUACUCUGCAGUUUAAUAUUGAAGUGCAUGCUAGGCCACUUGUAGAUGUAGAAAUGUACUGCAUGGUGGUUACCACAUCUAUAAUGAAAACUGAAAUGGAGACCUGUAUUUCUGUUUAUAGAUUUUAUUUUUGUUUUAAACAUUAUUAUCUGGCAUGCACUUAAGGGGAACUUUUUUUUAAUGUAAUCAAAAGAUAUUCUACAUACAGGGGACUAGCUUACUUUAUCUUACUACUCUUUAAUGGGACUCAAAAUAUAAAGCCUCAAAUAUUUCACUUCUGGGGAGUUUUAACCUUUUUAAUGGUGCUUUUUAGACUGGUCAGGUGUAUUUGAUUUUAUAUUAUAGUACAUGUGUACAUAAGGGAAAUCGUGGUGAUUUUAAAUAUGGUUGAGUAUAACAAAAUUAGUAUCAAUCAACUCGUUUUCACAGGAUAACUUUUCACCAUUUGUGUGCAAAUCACAAAUAGGCCAGGCAGUUACUAUGAGCUAUGAGCAGUAAUCAGAAAGAAGGGUUCACAGGAAUAGCUAUAGGACUACUUUAAGAAUAUGCAGCUUGUCCUUAUAUCAAAGCUGACGUGCUUCAGGUAGUUUAUGAACACUGAUAUUAGUUUUAAAGUCUUCCAUUGCUUCUCUGCUUCCAGCGUGUCCCCACUGUGCAAUCUGCAAAAGCAAUAUCAUUUUUAAAGCAGUUUGACACUGUGGACUGUUGCACAUAAAAAAAAAAAUCAUGUCUCAAAGUAAUUGCCAUCAUUGAUAUCAGGGAGCCGAGGAAAAGAUGAUGAUGAUGAUGAUGAUUAUUAUGAUUAGAACUUAAUAGACCUGUGAAUAUUUGAAUACAAUACAAUGAAUGAUGUUAAAAUGCUUCUAAGUUUGGCUUAUUGGUUUACUGCAGUUUAUAGGCCAUGUACCAACUGAAGGCUAUAAGUGUCUGAGCCGCAUGGACAUUUUGUUUGUGUAUUCGUCACCGUUUACCAUGUCACUGCAACCGGUAUAAUGCCGUACCCAUUUUGAAUAUGAACGGCAUACUGGGAGAGAUGUGCUGCUUUCCUGACAGCCACAAAGAUCUCUUCCACAUCCUCAUGUACUGGGACUGCAGAUUAAAGACCAUCAGAGCUUGAACACACUGACAGAAAUAAGUAUGUCUUAUUGGUGGAUUUCUGUUAUCAAAUAGUACCUGGAAUUCGGCUGCUUCUAGUUCUCGUGUAUUCUGUGAUAUGGCAAAAAAGUACAACUCAGGGUUUACUAGUAUUCAGCUAUGGCCACUUUGGACAUGCACUGCAUUUUGUAUGUUCAGAAUAAUCAUGCACUUUUACUUCAGGUUGGGAAAGCGAGUCUUCAGUCAGUGGUUCCCAAAAAAAAAAAAAAAAACAGUCUGCCUCAUGGGUGUGUGUAAAACACCCACCUUUUUCCAUUUUUACUUUCUGUAUCUAUGGGAUGAGCACAGGGCUUUAGCGUUGAGGAAAUGCUAGAGCUCUUUAGGCUUCGUCUCUGGAAGUAUCUCUCUGUAAUCCACUAUAUUAACAACCUCACAAACCCUACUGUGAACCUCAAAAGUUCUACUGUUUUAUACAAUUAUGAAGUACAUUAAAGCUAGCUGGUGCCAAUGCUGUAAAAGUUAACUUGCCAUUUCUGAUUUUUUGUUUCAUAGCAUGAAAUAAUAUAUUUAUUCAAAUUAUAUAUUUUACUCAUAAUCAUUCUGUGCUGCUUUUUUUGUUUGUUUGUUUUACAGAGCCUGUAAAUUGCUUUUUUUAUGACCUAUAAAUGACAAUAGAUGCACAAAAUGCAAAAUGCAUUUGUUCAUAAAAUAAAGAUGCUGAUUUGGCAAA